Messenger RNA from Amoebophrya sp. A120, 4692 nucleotides. The record is from the annotation of a GenBank genome assembly. Lineage: Eukaryota; Dinophyceae; Syndiniales; Amoebophryaceae.
ACAAGUUGAUACACCUACACGAAAAGAAAGGAUGAUGAACCAGAACACGUUUCGUUGCGCGGUUCGCGUCCGCCCGCGGCUGCUGCGGGAGCAGGAUCGAACGGAAUGCGUGCACAUACAGAAAAACACGGUGCUCGUCGAGGACCCCAUGACGGGAGACGGUCGGGAAUUCGUGGGUCUCCCGCAAAUCAUCGGCCCAGAAGCAGACCAGGCCGACACUGCGAAGAGGAUGGAGAUCGAGUAUACUUGAUUGAUGGCACUAGUAGUUCGUGAUUUAUCUUCUCGAAACGCUUUGGCUUUAUUCAGUGAAGAGUUCAAUAAUUGCUGCCGCACAACAGUAGAUCUCGAAUUCAAACAAUUGAUACCCCAUUGCAGUUCCCUCGUCGACGUUGUUCUUCGAGGCUACCACGCUACUUUGAUCGCCUACGGGCAGACGGGGUCCGGGAAGACGCACACCCUCCUUGGCGAAAAGACGCACCAGCUGGACGGCCUCUUACCCCGGUGUAUUCAAACGCUGUACGAAAAAAGGUUGCUGAAUGCGGAGAAUACGAACUCUGUUCCAGUGAAAAUUCGUGCGUCCUUCCUCGAAAUCGCGAACACCAGCGGUCAGGUGAACGAGGUGAUUACGGAUUUGCUAGAGCCGGUUCAAAAGACCUCCUUGCAAAUCCGCUACAGCAACGAACAAGUUCCGUUUGUGUCAGACCUCACCUGUGUGGAGUGUGACACGGUGGAAGACGCGAUUUGCGUCUUGCAGGAGGGUGCGAAGUACCGGCGAACGAGUAAGACGGAACUGAACGAACGGAGCUCUCGAUCGCAUUCCAUUUUCACUUUGUACGUGGAAAGCGCGAGCGGGAAGUUAGCGAAAUUUCAGUUCGUGGACCUCGCUGGGUCGGAGCGCGUGAAAACGUCAAAGGCGCAAGGAGGACAACUGCAGGAGGCGCAGUCGAUCAACAAAUCGCUGUUUACGCUGGCACAGGUACUUCUUUUGGAGACGAAGCGCGAAGAUUUUAUACCCUAUUCCUUUCCCUAGCUAUGGGCCUGUGAUGAAAGCAUGCAGUUUGAGCUGAAAAAGUGUGUGAAGUACUGUAUCACUCAGAUUUUCUUCUUCAUGAUCGUCGAUGCCGAAUCAAAACAGGUCAUCCUCGCGCUUUCGGGAAAGGAAACGCGGUCUGGUCACAUUCCGUACCGGAACAGCAAAUUGACCGAGCUGCUGUCCGACGCUUUCGGCGGGAACAGCUACUGUUUGUUCAUCACCUGCAUCUCCCCCGUCUUCGCGGAGGAGUCCAUCCACAGCUUGAGCUACGCGACGCGGGCACUGCACAUCGAAAAUCGCCCAAGGAAGAACGUGGUGUCUCCCACCAGGAAUAGUAGCUCCUCGUCCAAUUCCCAGCAUGCGGUGCACACUAACCAGCACCAGCUGCAAUCCGCGUCGAACAGCCGCAGUAGCUACUUGUCCCACCUGACAGGAACCGGGACCGACGGCGCAAUUGCGCCUGUGGGGGAGCAACGAAGAGUCGUGAAUAUGCUGCAGGCGAACAUGUUCUAUAUGAUGAGUGAGAUGCUGUCCAACGCCGCGCGCAAUCUGGAAGAGCAGGUGGUCGCGGAGGUGCCAGUCGGGCCGUUGCCUGUGGCUGCUGCUCCGGGUGCACUUCCACCGCGGGGCACUAUGCUGAGCCACUCCGCAAGCUCGCAACCCGGGAGUGUGAUUAACAGCGCCAGGGGGGCUGCCAUGAAUAAUCUAAACAACAAUCCCUCCGUGGUCAACCACAUGUUCGUCGGCGUGCACAGUCGUGAGCCGCGAGAUCCUCCUCACGCCACUCCAGUCGUCUCCGACAGCGUUUUCCCGCCCUUGAUCACCAGCAGCGGCACGAGUUCGAAGGGUACCAAUCUGGUGAAGUCGGUGCAUUCGGUCACGGAAGAGCAGUUUCAUCUCGGCGGAGGGUUUGCAGGUAGCCCGGCGAAGAAAGUAGACGCAGUAGUUAACGAAGAGCCCUACGAGGAGGUUGUCCGGCGAAUCCGCGCGGAACACGAGCGGAUUGAAACGGAAAGGAGAGCGAGGAACGCGAGUUCCAAUAGUUCUUCGGGGGCGACCUCGAGCAGGUUAGUAUCUGGGGUCAGUGCGAGAGGCAAGGAAAACGAAGGUGGUGCUCCGGUGAACGACGCACUACAGCAGCGGCCAGUGCCGGGGCCCCCGCCACUGCCAGAUGAAGUAGCUGCGGCAUCUUCGGGCAGCUGUCCACCGAAAGCGGCACCGAUCCCGAAGAGAAGCGGCGAUGCCUACUCGCGUCCCGGAAGAAGUCGCGGCUCGAAACCGCAAAGCGCGACGUCGAACUCCUCGCGGCAGUCCUCGCGCACGCAAAGCAAGGAAAGCAAUUCUUACGCGAGCAGGGCGCGGGCGGCGAGUCGAGCGGCGGUUGGUGUCGCGAAUGGGGGCGCACCAGCUGCGAACAGGGAGCUGCGAGCGGGUGGACCCAGCGAGGAGAAAACGCCCUCUGCGGCGUCGCGGCCUCCGGUGCCGAGUUUGCGCAAGAAGAUGCCAGGACGGAAGAGCUCGAACGCAGAGACGCCGGAGGGAAAGAAAAAGCGGCCGAGCUACUCCUCGCACCGCGGAAGAAAGUUGUCGGGCGGUAGCGCGGUGGUCGAGAAGCACAGGAAAGUGCAAGAAAGUAUGAAGGUUCAACCCCCAGAAGAUGGCUUGAAGACGCCCGAAGUUGGGGUCGUUGCCAACACUGACACCGAGGCAAAUGGCACCGCGGUCCCGGAGGAAAGUGAGAAGAACCUAAACUCCACGAGGAUAUUGGGAGAAGUAGACCUACCAUUGGCGUCGCCAGAAGUCGUGGACAUGCAUGGACCUCCUGUACUGCCUCCCGCGCCGCUGAUUGACGACGAAACGCCGGCGUUUUUGGAGGAAAAUCAAAAUUUCCCUACUUUCAACAAAAACAUCGGCCCUCCUUUGGUAGAGCCAUCGCCGACACAACUGGACGGGAAAAUAAAUGGUGUCAACGUCGAGCGAGUAAAUCAUGCGAACGAGGACACCGGCUCUAGACGUCGCGGUGCCCCAAUCAACAUCCCGGAAGGGAGUGUGAGCAGCCAGAGAAGCAGUUUCUUCCACGGGUUGCAACUAAAUCCUGGCGACACGCUUUCCGCCCCGCGACAGUCGAGCGAGGUAAAGAAGGAGGACACGCUGGAAAAAGAUCGCGUUCUGGUGGACGACAGUGCGCUAGAGGAUUUGCCGCUGCGGUCGACGACCAGGAUGUCAGAUCUUGUGGAAGCAGAAGUGAAAGUCAACGGAUCUUGUGUCAGCAACGACGUUUUGCGCAUGCAGCUGCCGCUUCCGAAAGAGGAAAUAAACCAGGAGCUCGUUGCGUCCCCGGAUUCCAAAUCGCUUUCAACCAAGCCGGUUUCCCAUCUGGUUGCGGAGAUUCUCGAGAGAAGGCGGAUACCUCCAAACAACUCCCCGCAAACCCUCGCGCAGCUGAAAAACCCAACGGAGAUUGUUCCGUCGGAGGACUCUCCGAUACGCAUCAACCCACGAGCGCGGGGGACAAGCAGAGCCGAUCGAGGAGACGUUACGAUGUUGCCCAUAAGCAACGCGAAGUCGAUGUACCCGCCACAGCGCCAAGUGGUCGGGAGCUCGAGCAUUUUAGCGUCGUAUGUCGGCCAGGGGUACAACAACAGCGUGUACGACUCUCUUCCGAAAAACAACACAAAAAUGAAUCCGCUCACCGCAAUCAACACCGGCGAGCAGUCGACCACGUUAGCUGCGCGGCUACUCCGGCAGCAGGGCAUCAUGAACACUAGGAAUAAUAACAGUGCGGCAGUAAGUUUUUUGUCCCCGUCGAAAAUGCAACCGCCGCCUGGUUGGCAGGAGCGAAACAACGCAAACCGCCAGAAUGCAGCACCUACAGGAGCUGCGUUUCCCCCGUCAAAGCUGCAAGCACCGCGGAACUACAGUGCAAAGUCAAAUUACGCCCCACCGCCACCUCCCCGGGUCCACUCUUCUCUCAGCGACAUGCAAAAUCUAUCCGACUACGACUUGAGAAGUUUGCACCAAAGCCAACAAGAACUCGGACUGAUACCACCUCCGCUCGCGAAUAGUAAUGCGAAAAGGUUGCAGUUUGACCUCCCAGAUUCACCGAAAAUCAACAUGCGUACUAGUGGUAAUCGUCCGCUGCACGCGCAGUUGAGCCACCGCGACUACAUGGACGAACUUGAACAGCUAGAGGAAGACCAAAACCGGUACGACACAGCUUCCGUCCCCUUCUCGCCAGUUCCUGACUACGAGACGCCGCGGGUGCCGUCCUCCUCCUCGCCAAACAGCAAGCUGGCGGACCUGGGCACAAACGACUUGCGGAGGGUGGACGAGUACGUGUCUCGAAUCGAGGAGCGGCUGGCGCGAAUUUCGGAAGCCGUAAAAACGCCAAUUACGGCACGAAACGAUCUUGUUUCUGGGGGUGCAGAUGGCUUGGUGGCGUAGACAGAAAGUCGCGAUGAAACUUCUUCACAUCAACAUCUGCGUUCUGUGACCCGAGAGAAAAUUCAGUGCUAAUGUCCUUUUGCCUGCUGGACCCUUGUUGUAGGGCUGUACCUCCUACUUGGACGGUGGCCCCAUUCUGAGAACUUGCAUUUGCAAACUUGACAGCGAUAGUGCCUUCGAUGGCGUCGAGAAGAAGGUGACAGCACUACCUGCAC